AUGCGCAUAAGAACCAUAGUCACUGAUAUAGCUCAGCGAGUCGCGAAGCUGAAGAGCUUAUGGAGAUUGGGUCCCAAGGCACUGAACCGCAACUCCGCACCGAAAAACCCGGUGUUGGUUGACCCCCCACUCUGUGAACCGACGAAAUCAAACGGGUUGUUGCCGCUGGAUGCUGGCGGAUAUAUUUUCUUGCUUACAGAUGCAUCGCGCCACAACCGAUUCAAAGGGCUGAAAGUGAUUAACUUUAAGUUCACCAACAAAGUACUUCAGAACGAAGUCGACGAGGCGUUCCUUAGUCUACAUAUCCAGGAGUUAGAAGCUAGAAAUAAUGUAACUUUAGUCGAAGACCACUACACUGUAAACAUACAAGUCAAUAGAGUUACCAGAAACAGUCAAGGGAAAGCAUCUGUGACAUACGCAGAUAGUCCUGUGAAGUUGUCAAGAAAAGAUUUGAAAGUUGGGAAAUGGUUGAAGGUGAAUGUGACCAAUAUGGUUGCGGAGUUCUUUAGGUUGCCGAGGGAAAACCUGGCGAUAGUAGUGAGAAUACAAGACUCGAAGAAUAGAUUGAGCUUAGUGGUGCCGCAUCCUAGCUCAGAAUCAAAUAACGCUUUGAUGCCAUAUAUAGAAGUAAGUCUGAGAGAUAAUUCGCACAAAAGAACGCGGCGAAUGAUCGGUAUGGAUUGUACGGAGAAUUUGAAAGAGGUCCGAUGUUGUCGGUACCCUCUGUCGGUGAACUUUGAAGAGUUUGGGUGGGAUUGGAUAAUCGCACCAAAGCAGUACGACGCUAAUUACUGCAGCGGCGAAUGUCCUUACAGCUUCUUACAAAAGUAUCCUCACACCCACUUGGUGCAUUUAGCAGCACCCCAGGGCAACGGAGGGCCUUGUUGUGCUCCCAGGAAAAUGAGCAGCAUAUCAAUGCUCUACUUCGAUCACGAUCUUAAUAUCAUUUACGGGACUAUACCCGGAAUGGUCGUCGAAAGUUGCGGGUGUUCAUAGCAACUGCCGGUUUCCAGCUCCUAUCUGUCUCCUUUAUUUGGACGUUUGAAGAAUUCAUUUCUUUUGAUCAUCUAUGUAAUUUCUUUGUAUUUUAAUUGAAUGGGGCUUUAAGUGUAGUGUCGUUUCUAUUGUGAUACAUUUGGUUGAAGACUGCGAACCCUUGUGCUGUGUGCUGUGAGUGUGACAAUGUACAUUGUUUUAUACUGUAGUACAUCUAGUUUAAAAUGCAUUUCAUAGUUCAUGGUUUUGGAUUUAUUCCGGAUUAUAUUACGUUCAGUUCACGUUUGUUCUGCCAUAGAAACUCGGUUUAAAUCUAAAAUUUCAAUAUGACGUGACAUUACGAGUAUAAAAUCUACUUAUAAAUAAAAUAUUGUACGUAUGUUUAUGUGUGGUCUAUUAAUUAUUUAUAUACUUUCUAUGUACUUUAUAGAAUACUUUAGAUUAUAUGUUAUGUCUCCAAGUUUAUUUUAAGUUUGGACAAUUUUAAGUUUAUUAAAAAUUUGCAAUGUUUUAUGAAUCCUUGAUAAAAUUUUCGUUACAUUUCUUGUAUAAUGGCAUUUAUUUUCAAAAAUAGAUCUUAAUUUCUAGUUUAUAAGGUAUUUUCUCAAUUGUAAGUAGCCAAAAAAUUUAUUAUGGGCACAAUAUUUCCUAUUGGCAGAUUUAAUGUAUUCCUUUCCAUUGGAGAUUUCCUAAUUAAGAAAGAAAAGAAACCUUUUGUAAAAGCUAUUUGGCACAUCAAUGUAUACCAUUUGCAUAUUUAUAUAAAUACUGUAAAGGCUUUAAAAUGCCAUGUUUUUUAACUAACGUUCAUUUUAAUUACGAAUAUUAUUUUUUUUACUAUUUUUUUCACAUAUAUCCCCCGGUUUAAAAAUAAAUAUGGGCAAUAAAAUUCGAUGAACGAAUGACACCGUUAUGUUUUUUGUGCGCAACCUUUCAACCUGCGCGCCUUUCACCGUGCGCUGCCCCGCAACAUACAACUAUUUAGUAGAAACUCUAGGACUUUUUUAUGAUUGACGAAUGUUGGUAUGAUUAAGAUGCUUUUAGGUGUAUCAAUAAAAGCAAUGCUUUAAUCAAUAGUGUUGAACUGCCAAGAAAAUAAACAAUAGAAAAUGUAAAUUAAAUGCACACAAUGGACCUUUAUAUGUUUGAGGUCUGCCCUUGGUUGGAGAGGUUUACGAACCGAUACAAUAUCGUUAUUGUUAUAUGCAAAAAAGGUUAAGUGUGUUUAACAUAAAUACAAAAGCUUUUGCCCUUUCUGAAACUUAGUCCCAAAAAGUAGCGCGGUAUAUUAACGCUAUAAAUAGAGGUAACUUGAUUUUUUUUAAAUGUUUUUUUUAUUUUUUUUUUUUAAAUUUUUUUUAAUCACAUUUUUUUUAUUAAGAAAUAAAACUUAAAUGUCUCUUUUGAAAGAAGAAAUACUUAUUUGUAGACAGGUGAAAAGUUUAUCAAAACACAGGAAAAUUAUUAACUAAUGUACCUAAGGGAAGAAGAGAAAUGUUUUUUUGCGUUUUUUAAGAGAAACACUUUAUUACUAUUUACUUACUCGCAUCUUAUUGCACCUUUCUUAUUACCCGACUACGGCGAAGCCAAAAAUCAGUCUAUGUAACAUGUAUGUUUGUUUGUAUGAUCUACCGUAGCGCCUAAAGUACAGAACCGAUUUUAAUGAAUGAGAUGUCAGGACUCAGGUGUCUAAAGAUUCGUAAUGGCCUGGGUGACAUAAUAUAGGCUAUAUUAUUUAUUUUUUGCUAUUUAUUUAUCUGUCUACAAAAUAAGAUGGUUGAAUUUUAUAACAAUAAAUUUCUGUGUAACAUUCACUUAAAACAUUCACCUUUUAGGUUUGAUUUAUAUAAAUAUUUAUGUAUUUGAGAAUAUGAAAAUAUUGUGCCUGUUCCAAAUUCUAUUAUAGUGUUUCCAAUUCGUACCUACCUUCAGAAAAAUAUAAACUUUUUCAAAAUGGUCGUCGACGGUCAGUACAGUAUGUAGAAAAAAAUAUCUACCGUGAUGUUAGAAGAAAAUAGAGGUAGAUAGGUUAUAUAAACCACAUUCGAUGUUUACAACUGGCACCCAAAAGUUAUUUCAACGGCGUUGUCAACGGAUGACAGUGUAGCGACUGAGCUUCUGUUUGCUUAUUAGCAUAGUUUUAACGUGCCAUAUAAUUUAUCUACCUCUUUUUUCUUCUAACAUCAUUGUUGGUGUACUAUCGAGUUGGUUUCACUAUAAUAAUUAAAAAUAUAACUUUUUCAUGUUAGGUCAAUUUAGAAAAUUGAUAUAACGCAGCGAAAUUUACCAUCAAAACCUUAAUUUUAAGUAGAUAGGUAGUCUAUGUAAUUUCAAUGUAUUUUUCUAAAUAGUAAUUUACUCGUGUUGGUAGUUUCUCUCGACAAUCGUUUAGAUCUCGUUCAAAAUUAUAUUUUUUUAUAAAAUUAAAAUGGAUUUUACUAGAAUUAGCGGGUGGUGCUUAAAUGUAGGGAUUUUAAAAACAAUUUUAUAACCAUUCAUGGCCUGCCCAUUUUUUUUUAAAGAAACGUAUUAUGUUGAAGGUUGAGAUGGAGGAUUUUUUUUUAUAUAUUUUCGUUUGUAAGUGUAAAAAAGUGUUGGACUUAGAGUUUUCAAAAUUUAGAUCUCAUUUUGACGCGGCUGUUGGCCACAGUCGUCUCUCAAAGAUCUCCCGUUUGCUUUUGAGAUUUUUUUUGGAUUGCGAUAUAAAAAGAAUGUUUCUAUACAAACAUUGUAGUGUUAAGAUGAAUUGUUCUCUAACUGAUAUUGAAUAUUGAAUAUUGUCAAAAUUUAACUAACAGUUUUGUGUCAUAAGAUUUAUGAAAUAAAUUUUCAAACCAUAUACAAAA
Bicyclus anynana (squinting bush brown) is the source of this 3842-nucleotide messenger RNA. It is a transcript of the gene myo, whose product is annotated as growth/differentiation factor 8-like. Lineage: Eukaryota; Metazoa; Arthropoda; Insecta; Lepidoptera; Nymphalidae. Gene Ontology annotation, molecular function: cytokine activity; growth factor activity. The record is from RefSeq and is a predicted model, not a curated record. Bases 1 to 996 code for a protein of 331 amino acids. Gene Ontology annotation, cellular component: extracellular region. The transcript is spliced from 3 exons. Gene Ontology annotation, biological process: SMAD protein signal transduction.